AGUUGGCUCAAGCACAUUCGGCUUGUCAGCAAAUGUUCUGAGUGGUGCAGCCUGCCGUUUCACGGGCGAAAAUACGCUCAACUGGCCCCAUGGAUAGUGCUGCCACCGAGCCGACUGGGCUGGCGCCAGAGUUGGAAGAGCUCGUGUCGUCGCAGUUGAUAUGUCCGAUCUCGCACCGCAUCAUGGAGUAUGCUGUCAUAACCCCCAGUGGUCACACUUAUGACCAAGCAGCCUUGCUGCAGUGGCUUCGGCGUCGAAGCGUUGACCCGCUCAGCAUGGAGCCAUUGGCGGCUUCGUCUUUGGUUCCAAAUCGAGCACUUCAUUCAGAGGUCAUUGAGCAGCUGGAGAAGCUGUCGGCCAAGGGAGUCGCCGAUGGUGAUAUGCAAUUAGCAGACGCUUCAAUGGCAAAGCUGGAGUCAGUUCGCAAAGCACAUGCGUCCUUGCUGCUGUCUGACCAGCGUCAUGUCGGCCGCCUCGAGUGGAUCGGCGACCAGUGUGUCAGCUACGCAACAUGGUCGAGAUUAUUGUUGCAGGUGCCUGGGGAGAUGUGGCAGUGUCUACUCAUGCUCGCGCUUGCGUUGGAUUUGGAGGCUUAUAAUCUUAUGACUGAGCGUAUCAGAGCACCAACGUUUCUAUUACUGAAGGCCGUUAGGGCUGCUGACACUUACGAAGACACUGAAGCUCGAUGUGCCAGGGCACGGGAGGCAUUGCCAGAAUCUGUGAUCGUCAAAUGUAUUCGUUUGUUGGUCGUGGGUAGGGCACCGCCACUGCAUUGGGACAUGUUCAGCCGCCUCUCUCUGAUCACUUUGAGGUAUUCCUUUCUUCUGCCAGUCGGUGGGAUCUGCACUUCCAUCGUGCUUGGCGGUAUGGCCUCUUUCGGGCGAUUCCUGCAGCACUGCCGGGAAGCAGACCCGCAGGAAGCGGAACGAGCUUCCCGCAAUCCCAGAUUUGUAGCAAGUUCGUUGUAUUUGAGGGGUGGCGUGGCGUUGAGCGUUUUGAUAGUCUCGGGUCGCCUCGUGAUCGACCACUACAAAGAUAUAGCCACUGCGUGCAGAACGUUGGGCCUGCAGGGUGCCUUCUGGAGCCUCAGUCUCCCGCAUUGGGCCAUGUGAGGACGCGCGGGGAUUGAUUCAUUAAAGAUGUGGCCAUAUUGUGUUGGGAUUAGCCGGCGUACACAGAGUGUCUGUUCCAGUGGCGUAUGCAAAGCAGCCUGUAUAUAUUGAGGGCAAGCUUCCUCGUUCAUGGCAUGAGGCACCUCGACUGUGUCACCCCCUUACGUCUUCGCCAGUCGCACACGAUAGCAUCUGGCAUCCGGAGGGUCGGCAGCCUAGGCACAAAAACAAACACAACUGCCGCUGCGGGCUGCCCCCGCCCCGCCGGGAGGCGCACCUUGCAGGCCUGUCGCACCUGCCUCUGCUGCGAUAGGCCGGCGUUCCCUCCCUCUGGCAGCGCCCUGUCCUCCCGGUCCGCCGGGGCCUGCCGCCUCCCCCUGCGGCCGCCCCCCUCACGCAGGCCCCCGUCCGCGGGGCCCUGCCCUCCCUUCCUGCUUCCCCGCGCUGCGCCCGUUCGGUGCCGCGCCAUCGCAUGCGACGGUGGCGGCCUCCCCCUUCCCAUGCGGGCUGCCCCCCACCCCGCCGGGAGGCGCACGGCGCUUCUCUCUCGCGCCCG
Molecule: messenger RNA, 1668 nt
Organism: Prorocentrum cordatum
Lineage: Eukaryota; Dinophyceae; Prorocentrales; Prorocentraceae
Source: the annotation of a GenBank genome assembly